Clarias gariepinus (North African catfish) is the source of this 2124-nucleotide messenger RNA. RefSeq lists its product as uncharacterized. The record is from RefSeq and is a predicted model, not a curated record. The coding region runs from base 4 to 1560 and encodes 518 amino acids. Gene Ontology annotation, molecular function: protein binding. The transcript has 8 exons. Lineage: Eukaryota; Metazoa; Chordata; Actinopteri; Siluriformes; Clariidae.
GGUAUGGCCUACUGCGGCGCGAGCCCGGAGAGCGAGCUGCUCGAGCAUUUCUCCUGUCUGUCUGUUGAUGACGACAGUGUGAUUAUAAACGAGCUCAGUGACUCUGGUGUGAACCCGGGUUUAUUAUAUUUAAGUGAUGAGGUGCUCAUUGUGAUUUUGAAGCACCUGGAGCCGGUGUCGUUGCUGAGGCUCGGCAGCACGUGCUGCAGGCUGUUCACGGUGUGUUCCUGCGACUCGCUCUGGACUCCACACUUCCGGGACUCGUUUGGUAUAGGCCUGCCAAACAUCACCACAGCUGGUUACGCCGCCAAGACCGCUUUUCGUUUAGUGUUCAUGUGGAGAGCCCUUUUCCGAAACGUCCACUGCAACCGGUCCCUGCAGGAGAAGCUGUUUGCUGAAGUGCCCUACCCUCCUCAUGCGUACUGGACGCAGUGGCUGGUGAUAGAGGAGCGAGUGCCGUUACCUGCCGCACAGCUAACGUGUGCUGAUGUGGAGAAGCUGUGGGGGAUGCCGAGAGAGCUGUUUACAGAGAAACUUGAAGUGACCCCAGAAGGUGAUGAGAUGCUCAGGAUGGAAUGGAGGGAGCUGUACAACCUCGCAGUCACUCAUCAUGGCAGUACAGCGAUGCUCUUUCACUACGUCCUUAAGCAGCACCAAAGCAGUGACCAUUCUGAACUGCAGUCAAUGUACCGCCAGUACACACAGUGCAGGUUCCAGUGGUUGUUCACUUACUGGCUCUUUCGCCAGCCUGCUCCACUAAACCGUCAGCUCAGAGCCAUUUACCUGCAGUGGAGGAAACACAGUAAGAAGAAGGUUUCAACAUGGGGAGAAACGGUGUGUGAUGUGAGAUACCUGGCCUCCCUACAUCCUAUCACCAGCGACUACUGGAGGGGCAAACUGGCUCGGGGAGACGAGAAUGUCGGGAUCCAUACAGUGGGAAACUACUUCUCUAUGUGCAAGUCACUGGUGGCUUGGAUCCUUGGCCGUGACUGGGGCAGACUGAAACGCCGAAAGGUUUACGAGGACACUCUGGAUGGCGUGUACCUGCUGCUGAAGAGGGAGAUGCAGGAACGGCUGGUGGAACACGAGAGGUUCUGGCAGGUGGCCAAGGUGCAGAUGGGCCGAGUAUGCACGCUGGAGGAGACGGCCGUGAACUACGUCAACUGGAAGAUGAUCGAGACGCUUCCCUAUUACAAGCUGUUUUUGGUGUCGGGGAACGGCGUGUACCUGCAGCACGUGCAAGGUUUCCUGAGCAGGAAAAAGAUGCUUCAUGACUGGAUCUACCUGGAGGACAACACCUGGCUCAGAGAGAUGCUUCCUGAUGAGCUCUUCACACUGCUGGAGUUUAACACAAAGAUCUCUCAAGGCAAUCUGCACGGCGCGUCUGCGAGCGCUCAGCUCAGUCGGCUCAUCUGGCUGUACCUGCACUCAGGUGAGCAGCUCUACAUGGAGGGAGUGAAACAGACGGUGCUGCAGAACGUUUACGCACGACUAGGCAUCGGCACCGGCGUCCUCUCAGCGGACCUCUGGCAGCCCGUCCUCUGGCCUGGCUCUCCAUGAACUGGCACAGAGAAAGAAGGUGCUUUCUCAUGUGACUUACUUUUAGGGGACCAUGAGUCCAUUUUAUACUUUUUUAUAAUUUUUUUUAUAUAUAUUUAUAUAUACAUGUGUAGUAUAUGAUGUAUAUUUUUUUAGUCAUUUUAUUGCUCCUGCAUAUUGCAGUAAUUUUUUCUUUUUUGGGACUGGAGCUGAAUGUUAAAAGUUUGAUGGAUCUGGAGUGAAGCCAGACGCUGAACUCGAUGCUUUAGUGUAAAUCGGUUUUUAGAAGUGUUUUACAGCCGAUGUCUGUGAGCUACAGUGUGAAACUCUUGUGUGUGUGAUCCUGAAUGUUUUAACAUUUUAAAUGAUGUACAGUCACCUCAUGAUGGUGAAUUUUCCCUUUUUUUUUUUUAUAUGUAUAUUUUUUUUAGAUAAGAAAAAUAUUCUCCAUUUUGUACCCACUCAGAGUUUAAGGUCUGUGUGGCACAUUCAAUUCCCAAAUACUUUUUUCUUUCUUACCCUGCCCCCCCCAACACCACACCCUACCUCAAUAAUCCUGUGACUAUUAAAGUCCCUUUCAGCCAA